This is a messenger RNA of Myripristis murdjan (pinecone soldierfish), 1926 nucleotides long. RefSeq names its product interleukin 11 receptor subunit alpha (gene il11ra). Gene Ontology annotation, cellular component: membrane. The transcript has 12 exons. The record is from RefSeq and is a predicted model, not a curated record. Gene Ontology annotation, molecular function: protein binding; cytokine receptor activity. The coding region runs from base 94 to 1299 and encodes 401 amino acids. NCBI's taxonomy places the organism in Eukaryota, Metazoa, Chordata, Actinopteri, Holocentriformes, Holocentridae.
UCUUUCCGGGGAGCCGAGAAGCAGCUCGUCGAGGUCCCAGCCAUGGAAGGCGACAACAUGGAAAUGCCUGUUUGACUCGGGGAGAUUUCCAAGAUGCCAGGCCUUUUGUCCAGUCCUGUGUGUCUGACAGUCAUCUGGGUUUUGUCUUUCUCUCUGUGUCCUGCUAGUGCUCAGAUUUGGACCAAUGAAGUGUCAGGCGUGCAGUAUGGACGUUUGGAGUCGAACGUGACACUGGCAUGUGGGACGUCACCAGUGAGGACUCCAGUCGAGUGGCGUCUCAACCUCAGCUCCCCGCUGCCACGGCACCGCGUCGCGUCAGACGGAGCCUUGGUCCUGCUGCACGUCGACCAAUCAGCACAGGGCAACUACAGCUGCUAUGACAACCGGGGUCUUCUCCUCCACUCCAUCAAACUCAGGCUGGGCUAUCCCCCGGGGCUGCUGAGCGUUUCCUGCCGAGUGCCCAAUCACACGCAUGUCCGCUGCUCAUGGCAGGAGUCGGUGAAGACCUUCCUGCCGGCCGAGUACCUCGCCACCUACAAGGGGUCCAGCCACGAGUGGAGGCCCUGCGUGGUCGACGCCGCCCUGCACCACUGUGACAUCACCCAGCCCGCCUUCUGGCAGACCACCCACUUCCUCCGAAUCACCGAGAGCAACCCGCUGGGGACGAUCCACACAACUUACCAGAUGCGGCUACAUGAGCUAUUGAAGCCAGACCCUCCAGAGUCGGUGAUGGUGCUGGGGGAGGACGGAUUUCCCACCAGGCUGAAUGUCUCGUGGAGCUACCCGUCUUCCUGGCCGACGCACACGGCGUUCCCGCUGGUGUUCCAGAUCAGAUACCGGCCGCUGGGCUCCAUGCACUGGUCUCAGGUCAAGUCCAAUGAGAGUCCGUUCGUCAUAUUCGACGCUCUGGCCGGCCACCACCACCAGGUCCAGGUGCGAGCCCAGGACGAGGUGAACUCAGACAGCCAGUGGAGCGAGUGGAGCCCCCAGUUUGUGGCCCGGCCCUGGGCAGCCUACACCACCCCUGAGCCUACAGUGGAGUUCCCGUCAGAGGUUUUGUUUCCAGAGUACACAUUUCCAGACAACACAAAGCCUGAAACCUCCACUGCCAAGUCACACAUCCCCACAGGCGAGGACGAAGGAAAUCUGGGUUUGGUGAUCGUUCUGGUUCUGUUCUUCGUCAUCUUCACCACCGUCCUCUCCCUCAUCCUGAUCAUGUGGGCGAGGCAGAGGAGGCGCGAUCACGUCACCAAACAGGAGCUCACCUCCAUGGUCAAGAUGAAGUCGCUGCCAAUCUAAUGCUGGGUUCGAGCAUCAUCUCCUCGUCGGCCCGUUCUAGGGCUCCACCCCACGGUCAGCCCCCCCUCCCCCUCCCCCUCCCUCCCCUCCAGCCCGUUUCAUGCGCUGACCGUCCUGAUUGAACUACAAUGCCCAUAAUGCAUCAGUCAGACUCCAUCCACAUAAGGAACUGUGCAGAGUGCGGUCCAGGUAUCUGUUGUAAACUCUGAUGCGGGGUAAGUUUCGCAGGUUUUUUUUUUUUUUUUUUCGCCCGCCCCGGACCUUCAGCGAGGCCGGAGCCGCACUCUGCAAAAAAAAAACACAUUUCAAACCCUGCACUCGCAGAUUUGACUCACAAUCCCACAAUCCAUGCUGCUUCAUGUGGACUGACCCCGCCCCCCUGACGUUUUCGGAGAGGGGCGACACUUUUUCAACUCUGAACUUUUAACCGUGGACAGGAAGUGCCGUUGCCAAACAGGAGAACAGACGCUUAUGUGUUUUUUUGUUUGUUUUGUUUGGGGUUUUUGUUUUGUUUUUUACAUGGGAAAGGAAAGUUGGGAGUUUAGGAAAGUUUCUACAAUUUCUAGGACACUUAUCUAUUUCCUGACUGACCCUCCCAAAAAAAAAAAAAAACUUUUCUGUCCACUU